Molecule: messenger RNA, 1587 nt
Organism: Phoenix dactylifera (date palm)
Lineage: Eukaryota; Viridiplantae; Streptophyta; Magnoliopsida; Arecales; Arecaceae
Source: RefSeq, a predicted model, not a curated record
AUGGUAGAAGUUAAAUAUUUUAUUCCAAACAAGUCUAGAAUGGUUGUUUCGCUCCUGGGGGAUAAUGAUGUUCGGAAAAUGCAUCAAAUACACGUCAACUUAAAUGCGCCGGUGAUCGAGUUGGUUGUUAGUCAUAUUCCAUGCUUGAUCGAAGCAGCCGAUGUCGUAAUUGAUAUGAGGGAUAGUGGCCCAGCCCAAAAUGUUGAGUGCAGUUGCCGAUCAAAAAUUUUUUCAAAAGGUAGCUCAAGUAAUUUCGGUCGAGUUGUUGAAGAAACAAGAGCGGCAAUCGAAGAGCAACCUAGUCAAAGAAAUUCUUUGGAUGCUUGGAAAACUUCUAUUGAGGGUGUUGGUCAGGAGUUCAAUGAUGUGGAAACUCUUCGCGACACGAUUCGCAACUUUUGCAUUGCAAAUUGUAGAGAUUUUGUAUUUGUGAAGAACGAUCGCCUGCGAGUGACCGUGGAAUGUGCAUACGAAGGAUGUGAAUGGCGUAUCCAUGCUUCCCGACUUGGAAAUCAAGAAAGCUUUGCAAUUAAAAAAAUGAAUAGUCAGCAUACAUGUGGCGGAGGGUUGCAAGUCCGGUCGCAUCCUAAGGCUUCGAAACGUUGGGUUUCAAACAUAGUUAAAGAAAAACUUCAAGAUAUGCCGUUAUAUAGGCCUACUGAUAUCGUAAAGGAUAUUCGUCGAGAAUAUGGUGUUGAAUUGCCGUAUCAUCAAGCUUGGCAUGGCAAGGAGGUGGCUAUGAAGGACCUUUAUGGUCACAGAUCAAAAUCUUAUGACCGGAUACGCUGGUAUUGCGAUGCCAUUCUUGAGACCAACCCUGGCAGCAUAGCGAAGUAUGAAACUAUUGAAGGUCGAUUCAGACGCCUAUUUAUUUCAUUUCAUGCUUCAGUAGUGGGUUUCAUAAGAGGUUGUAGACCUUUGAUUUUUAUGGAUGGAACAUUUAUAAAGCAUAAGGAUGGAGGAGUAGUUCUUGGUGCGACUUCCAAAGAUGCGAACGACGAUAUGUUUCCUAUUGCUUACGGUGUGGUCGAUACGGAGACGGAUGACAAUUGGGACUGGUUUUGUCGGAAUUUGAAAGAAGCAAUUUAUAGUUGCAUUGAGUGGCGAAGUGAGCAGAUCACAUUUAUGACGGAUAGACAUCAAGGAAUUAUUAAAUCAGUGCCGAAGUACUUUCCUGGUAGUUACCACUCAUAUUGUUUCCGUCAUGUGAAAGACAACUUCAAGAAUCAGGUGCUUGUCCAUUAUUGUGCAAGUGAGAGAAAAAGGCUGCUCGAUUUACUAAAUGCUGCUGCUUAUACUCCAAGGCUGAAUGUUUUCCACAAAAUAAUUAGCAAGCUUACAUUAGAUGCUCCAGGGAGUAGAACUUUUCUCCUUAAUGCAAAUCCGAAGCAUUGGGCAAAUGCAAAUUUUGCAGAAACAAUUGAUGUCAAUGAAAUGAAUUGCAUUGUUCUCUGGUUCCCCCGGCACACUCUUACUGGCACACCAUGGCACACUCUCUUGGCACACCAUGGCACACCUCUGGUUGUGCAACAUGUCAGUCAUAUGUACUAUGCAGCAUACAGUAAUCCGAAGCACACCGUUUAUUAG